Bactrocera dorsalis (oriental fruit fly) is the source of this 372-nucleotide messenger RNA. RefSeq lists its product as uncharacterized. NCBI's taxonomy places the organism in Eukaryota, Metazoa, Arthropoda, Insecta, Diptera, Tephritidae. Bases 1 to 372 code for a protein of 123 amino acids. The record is from RefSeq and is a predicted model, not a curated record. Gene Ontology annotation, biological process: telomere maintenance; DNA repair. The transcript has a single exon. Gene Ontology annotation, molecular function: DNA helicase activity.
AUGGCUGAAGACAUUUUACAUCAAAUACGUGUAACAACGGAAAAUCCCGAUCUUGCAAUUUGCACGGAAAUACACAAUAAGGUAUUAACAACUUUAGAGGAUUUGUGCGUGAGGAUAUCCGGUAAGAUGUUGCACGAAUUAGGAAUGCCUGCGCCUAAUCGCCCUAUGCAUGAUGCACUCAAUCGUGAAUUUGAACGAGAACGGCAAUACGAUGGAAAUGCUUUAAAUCAAUCCGUACAAAAUAAAAUCCCACUUUUAAAUCUGCAACAAAAAACAGCUUACGAUACAAUAAUGAAAUCAGUAAAUGGCGGCAAUGGCGAAUUCUUUUUCCUCGAUGCACCAUGUGGAACUGGUAAAACAUUUUUAAUUUAA